UGAUUGGCGUCUCCGCCCGCUGGACUGGUCCGUCUUGACGGUUGUCCAACCGGCUGUCUUGACGUGCACAAUAGUCACUGCGUUGACGAGCGCAUCAUUGUAAACAGGUCCGUGGUGUAUAGUUUGCUGAGAUACUAAGUUAUCAUUUUUCUCUUACCCUGACGUUGUGACGAGGGACGUUAAACUUAAAAAUAAAAUCCUUGUAGUUUGGUCGACUCCAACUGUCUUAUGCUACGUUGAGCAGCUAAUAGUUAGGCUACGCUUCACUGCUAGCCCCCAUUGACGGAGUGACAAGUCCGCUGACGAUUUAACUUGUUUAAUGCAUACGGAAAGAUUGUCAGCAUGUUGCAGUGAGUGAUGCAAGUGCUGGUAUUAGGGAUGGCCAUCUGGGGGGCGCAAGCUUGCUCUGACUCACAAAGCUGUACGACAACGCUGCCACCCAAUGCCACCUCCAAAGAGUACUGCUACUCGGCCCGAAUUCGCAGCACGGUGCUGCAGGGCUUGCCCUUUGGUGGCGUACCAACUGUUCUCGCCCUUGACUUCAUGUGCUUUUUGGGCUUGCUGUUCGUGUUCUCUUUCUUGCGAAAAGUAGCGUGGGACUAUGGACGUCUCGCCCUGGUCUCUGAUGCUGACAGGAGAAUGGAUCAGCGUUACAGUCGUCUGGAUGAUCGGGAAUAUGCGGUCGCUGCCUUAACAGAGGCACCUGAACGCUAUGAGCGCCUCACCUCAGUUUCCAGCUCGGUUGACAUAGAUCAAAGAGACACAGGGUUCUGUUCCUGGCUCACUGCCAUCUUCCGAAUCAAGGAUGAUGAGAUAAGGGAGAAGUGUGGGGAGGAUGCAGUGCAUUAUUUGUCCUUCCAGCGCCACAUCAUUGGCCUGUUGGUCGUGGUGGGUGUGCUCUCUGUUGGCAUCAUCUUGCCUGUUAACUUCUCAGGAAACCUACUUGAAAACAACGCUUAUAAUUUUGGAAGAACUACUAUAGCAAAUCUAGAUGCAGAUAAUGCACUUUUGUGGCUGCACACCAUAUUUGCAUUCCUUUACCUGUUACUGACAGUAUGCAGCAUGAGAAGACACACCUCCAAGAUGCACUACGCAGAAGAUGACUUGGUCAAACGAACAUUAUUUGUCAAUGGACUCUCCAAAUAUGCAGAAGAAACAGAAAUAAAGCAACACUUUGAGCAAGCGUAUGAAAACUGUGCUGUGCUGGAAGCUCGCAUCUGUUACAAUGUGGCCAGGCUGAUGUAUCUGAACUCUGAAAGGAAGAAAGCUGAGCGCAGCAAAAAAUUUUUCCUUGAUCUGCAGGCCAAAGAGCACAUGGCCACCAUGAUAAACCCAAAGCCAUGUGGACACCUUUGCUGUUGCAUCAUCAAAGGUUGCGAGCAGGAAGAGGCUGUGAGUUAUUAUACCAAGCUGGAAGCUCAAUUAAAAGAUGGCUACCGGAAGGAAAGAGAGAAGGUCAACAGGAAACCUUUAGGAAUGGCAUUUGUCACCUUUCAAAACGAAUCCAUAACUGCUAUAAUCUUGAAGGACUUCAACGCUUGCAAAUGUCAUGGCUGCCACUGUCGCCGAGAGCCUCGGAGCUCUGCAUUUAGUGACAAACUCCAGACACACAACUGGACUGUGAGCUAUGCCCCCGAUCCACACAAUGUCUACUGGGAGCAUCUGUCAUUGGGAGGAUUCUCGUGGUGGAUCCGCUGCUUGAUCAUAAACUGUGUCCUCUUCCUCCUCCUAUUCUUCCUCACCACACCAGCCAUCAUUAUCUCGACCAUGGACAAGUUCAAUGUUACCAAACCAGUGGAGUACCUUAACAAUCCAAUUAUCACUCAAUUUUUCCCCACCCUCCUCCUGUGGUCCUUCUCUGCCUUACUUCCUACCAUUGUCUACUACUCUGCCUUCUUUGAAGCCCAUUGGACGCGGUCUGGCGAGAACAGAACUACUAUGCACAAAUGCUACACGUUUCUAAUCUUUAUGGUGCUCCUACUGCCCUCCCUUGGUUUAAGCAGUUUGGAUGUGUUCUUCCGGUGGCUUUUUGACAAAAGAUUCUUGGCAGAUGCGAAAGUGAGAUUUGAGUGCGUGUUCCUUCCUGACAAUGGAGCUUUCUUUGUCAACUAUGUCAUUGCAUCUGCAUUCAUUGGCAAUGCCAUGGACCUGCUCAGGAUCCCCGGUCUGCUUAUGUACAUGAUCCGCCUUUGCCUUGCUCGAUCUGCAGCCGAGCGCAGGAACGUCAAGAGGCAUCAAGCUUACGAGUUCCAGUUUGGAGCGGCUUAUGCCUGGAUGAUGUGUGUCUUCACAGUGGUUAUGACCUACAGCAUCACCUGCCCAAUCAUUGUCCCCUUCGGGCUGAUGUAUAUGCUGCUCAAACACCUAGCAGACAGGUACAACAUGUACUAUGCUUACCUGCCUUCCAAACUGGACAAGAAGAUCCAUUCUGGAGCCGUCAACCAAGUGGUGGCUGCUCCAAUUCUCUGUCUAUUUUGGCUUCUUUUCUUCUCCACGAUGCGCUCUGGGUUUUCAGCAGCAAUCUCCAUGUUCACGUUCAUAGUUUUGAUCAUCACAAUCACUGUCUGCCUCUUGCACGUCUGCUUUGGACAUUUUAAAUAUUUGAGCGCACACAACUACAAGAUUGACACUCAAGAAUCAGAUGUGCCUGUGAAUGGGCAUAUAGAGUGCACUACUGACUCCAACAAAGCUGCACAGAUGUACAUCGCUGAGGUUCUGCAAGAUCCAAAUUCAGAGGAGGCCGGAUCAGGCAGUGGCGAGGACGAUGGUCAGGGGUCGUCACAAGAUGAGGAAAUAAUCAAUGUGGAAAAUGGCCUCAACGAGGACUUCCAAUCUGGAGAAGACAGCCUCAUCGAUAAUGAAGUGCGACACUGAGACAGCAGAAAGUUCAAAGUCACUGAGAAGAAUGCACUGAAUACAUGGACUGGAAGAGAGCCGACAAGUUCAUCAAAGCAUCUCAAUUUGACAGAGGGAUGUAAAACUAAUGGAUGCGUGUUGUCUACUAAUGAUUACAUGGAUUCUAGCUCAAGGAUUCUUACAUACUUACACCAGGACUACUUGCACAAGGAAUGCAUGAGCAGCAAAGCCCAUCCGAUCAACCUCCACAGGGCAUGGACCCAGGGAAAAGACACAAAGGUAGACACGACCACGAUGGUCCUGUCUUGAAGGGAAUGAUGUUCUCUCCUCGUCCUCAACAUCAUUGCACGCGUAACAAGAAGACUUCGAACUCCAGUAAGCUUGACUUUCCACAAAGGUACCGUCGAUUGCGUGUCUUCAAGAAGUGGCGGGUUCCCCAUAAUCAUCUGCUAGUACCCCAAAAUGUCCCCACUCAGCGCUCCAUAUGGAAUGUGGUUAUCAAGUUGAGGUGCAGAUGUUUCCGCAACGCUCAUGCAAACCCAUAGAAGCCUAAAAGAGAAGAUGCCUAUUUUCUUUUAGCACAUGACCUUCUUGGGCAUUGAUUGGAACACAUUUCCUUCCCACUGUGGAAGAUGAGCGGUAUCUUAGGACACUACAGUGAAGCGAUGCAGCCAGUUAGGAUUGCUGUUGGACUGCUGCUCCUGACCCCGAUACAAGAGAACUUUGGGUUGAAUAGGAUGGACAGGUUGGUGGGUCAGUCUGGUAUGAUAGUUAGCUGUUUUCUGUUUUUUUUUUUUCCUUCCCCCAUAGGUUUACAUAUUUACGCACAGAUACUGACAUUUUCAUUCAUUUUAUGGUGGAAACUGGAUAAUGACUAGUUUGUCACGGACUUGUCCUUGUUAACUUUUGCAGAGGCACUUGAUCACAUAGAUCCUGUUAGGUGUAUUAAAAGUGGUUUGUAGCCAUUUAAAGCCUCCCCAAGCUGAUUUGUAAAUUCAUGAAAUUGCGUACGAUCUAUGAUAAAA
Molecule: messenger RNA, 3881 nt
Organism: Hippocampus comes (tiger tail seahorse)
Lineage: Eukaryota; Metazoa; Chordata; Actinopteri; Syngnathiformes; Syngnathidae
Product: CSC1-like protein 2
Exons: 24
Coding region: 358-2874 (838 amino acids)
Cellular component (GO): plasma membrane
Molecular function (GO): calcium-activated cation channel activity; nucleic acid binding
Source: RefSeq, a predicted model, not a curated record